AUGUUUCUUACCUCUUGUCCGAAAGCGAAAGCAUCGCAAGAGACGGCAAGAAGGACAGCCUCCUUUGGGUCGAGGACUCCACAUGGUGGAUCAACUCCGAGUCUCUUCAUGUUGGUCGUCUUGAUUCCGUAUCCAAUACGGCGAGCAGACGAGUUGAUCACCUUGAUGUGGCUUGGACUACCAUCUACAAUCAAAUUAGAUGAUCGACUGACAGUAAUUGUAGAGGAAGAUACACCAACAGAAUCACCAAUCCCUGAUAUAUCUCCAUCUCUGAGAGAUUCUCCAGAAACUGCAACUCCAACUUCUCCAAUCUAUCGGCCACUUUCUUCUCUUUCUUCUUUUUCAAGAAAGCUUUCUACUGUAGUUCGAAGAAGUAUUUUGAGACCAAUUUCGGAUAUAAUCCCUGUAAGAAAACGAUUGAUCUCAUUCAAACAACAAGCUUUGAAUCCAUAUGAAGCAGAAAGUCCGGAUGAGUUGGCAUUGAUUGAAGGGGCUGCCCUUUAUAAUUAUGUUCUUCUGGAAAGAGCAGCAACUAGUAUCACUAUCUCAACUCCCGAAAAAGCUGAGAAAAGAUAUGAAUUACUGUUAGCACUUCCAUUUGAUGCAACAAGAAAACGGAUGUCAGUGAUAGUAAACUCUCCGAAAGGACCACUGAUGUACUGUAAAGGAGCUGAUUCUGCUGUCCUUUCUAGGUAA
Molecule: messenger RNA, 696 nt
Organism: Caenorhabditis remanei
Lineage: Eukaryota; Metazoa; Nematoda; Chromadorea; Rhabditida; Rhabditidae
Exons: 3
Coding region: 1-696 (231 amino acids)
Biological process (GO): phospholipid translocation
Cellular component (GO): plasma membrane
Molecular function (GO): ATPase-coupled intramembrane lipid carrier activity; nucleotide binding
Source: RefSeq, a predicted model, not a curated record